AAAAGGGAAAAACAAAGUGAGAAGAAGAGAGGAGGACGAGCUCGCGGGCCCAAAACCCUAAGACCCGCGGACUCCUUGGCGGCGGCGGCGAUGGCGGACGGCGGCGGAGAAGGGGUUUCGCCGUCGGCGGCGCUCAAGGAUCAGGGGAACGAGCAGUUCAAGUCGGGGAGCUACCUCAAGGCCGCCGCGCUCUACACGCAGGCCAUCAAGCUCGACCCCGACAACGCCACCCUCUACAGCAACCGGGCUGCAGCUUUUCUGCAGCUGGUUAAGCUUAGCAAAGCACUUGCUGAUGCUGAGACAACAGUCAAGCUGAAGCCAGAGUGGGAGAAGGGUCAUUUCAGGAAAGGUUGUGUUUUGGAGGCCAUGGAGCGCUAUGAAGAGGCAAUAUCUGCUUUUGAGAUAGCUUUACAGCUAAAUCCACAAAAUACAGAAGUCUCGAGAAAAAUCAAGAGGCUUUCUCAGUUGGCAAGGGAAAAGAAGCGAGCUCUUGAUGUAGAGAGCAUGCGUUCGAAUGUUAACGUUGGGAAGAACUUAGAAUCACUGAAAACCGAGUUGGCUGCAAAGUAUGGAGAUGUAGAAACAGGGCAGAGUAUCUUUUCAUUUGUUGUUAAUGUGAUAGAAUCAGCAAUCAAGGCUUGGCAUGACACAGGAAAAGUGGAUCCAAGGGUCAAUUUUCUUCUCGAUGAUCAGAAGACUAAUACUCAAAAAUAUGCCCCAGUGGUUAACGUUGACAAGGCCUUUGAGUCACCCCAAACUCACAGUGAAUGCUUCACAUUUUUGCGGCAAUAUGCGGAGGAUUCUUUUGCGAAGGCUGCUUGUAUGGUGGCACCUAAGACCAUCAUCUCCUAUCCACAGGUCUGGAAAGGGCAAGGAUCCAGAAAAUGGAAGCUUGACCAGAGUGAUGGGUUCUUUGUACAAUUUGAAUCACCAGCUCUAAGGAAGAUAUGGUUUGUGCCCAGCACAAAAGAAAAGGGUCGAACAUUGUGCAGGAGCCCUGAGACCUUGGACAUCGGCAUCCAUGAGGUCAUCCCCAGGAUAUUCAAGGAAGGCGACCCUCAAACCUGAGAGGCAAAUGAACAAGGCUGAACUUGUGAUUGGUACCCGGCUCGGCUGAAAUGGCAGGGUGUUUCUGGGAAUGGUAAGAAGAGGGCGCUCCAAACUCUGUAACAAGUGGAAUCGAUCUACAAGGGGUUUUCUGUGCACCGAGGGACCCAAAAAAUUUUGCUGCUCGAUCUGUGAUUGUCGCUGUUGUCUUUCCUGUGUGUACAAAAAAGCCUGCGGUUGUGCUGCGAUUUCAUAUUUUCCAUUGAUUGAAUCCGGCCAUUUGAUUUGUUAAGAACAGCGAGGUACCCGAAGGGAGGUUGGAGAUGUUUUCUAUGUA
Messenger RNA from Setaria italica (foxtail millet), 1384 nucleotides. RefSeq names its product tetratricopeptide repeat protein 1. Gene Ontology annotation, molecular function: Hsp90 protein binding. NCBI's taxonomy places the organism in Eukaryota, Viridiplantae, Streptophyta, Magnoliopsida, Poales, Poaceae. The coding region runs from base 91 to 1068 and encodes 325 amino acids. The transcript is spliced from 8 exons. The record is from RefSeq and is a predicted model, not a curated record.